This is a messenger RNA of Rosa rugosa (rugosa rose), 1333 nucleotides long. RefSeq lists its product as uncharacterized. The record is from RefSeq and is a predicted model, not a curated record. The transcript is spliced from 9 exons. Lineage: Eukaryota; Viridiplantae; Streptophyta; Magnoliopsida; Rosales; Rosaceae. Gene Ontology annotation, cellular component: nucleolus; small-subunit processome. Gene Ontology annotation, biological process: maturation of SSU-rRNA from tricistronic rRNA transcript (SSU-rRNA, 5.8S rRNA, LSU-rRNA). The coding region runs from base 164 to 1159 and encodes 331 amino acids.
AGUCUUUUCGCCCAGCAAAACCCAGCUCCUAAACCCUUCCCUCUGCUGCGUGCCUCCCCCCCAGUACUUGUGCUCUGAAACCCUCUCGCGUUUUUCUUCCUCACCCUUUCGUGUUUUUGUUUUUUCCAGCGCAGUUUUUCCAGAAAACUGAAGCUUCAAAGCCAUGGAGGAUGCUUCAAAUUCAAAUGGAGGCCAGGAAGAUAUAGUAAACAAAGAAGCGCCUCAGCUUGCGGCUGUGUUGAAGGAAAUGAAGGAAGGAUUAGAUGUAGUUGAUUUCAAAGUCAGGGCUUUAACUGCCAAGGUGAAAGAAAAUCAGUAUCCGACAUCCCAAGGGUUUCACUAUCUUGAAGCCAAGAAUAUGCUGCUUCUGCAAUAUUGCCUUUCACUUGUCUAUUACUUACUUCGCAAGGCUAAAGGGCUCUCAAUCAGUGGACAUCCGGUUGUCCAGAGCCUUGUCGAGACAAGGUUGUUUUUGGAAAAGAUUCGACCUAUUGACAAGAAGAUGCAGUACCAAAUUGAGAAGCUGACUAAGGUUACCGCGAGCACAACUGAUAACAUACAGCCAAGUGAGAAGCAAUCACAAUCAAAUAAAACAGAAGAUUUGUUGAGUUAUCGCCCGAACCCUGAAAUGAUUCCUAGCAAAAUAGACCUGACUUCUGAGGAUCAUGGCAAGUAUAUACCACCCAAAAUUGCACCAACUUCAAUGGAGAAAGAUAAGUCCUCAAGAUUUGAAAGAAAUGCACUCAGAAAGGAGGAGAAUACUCUACGACAGUCUAAGCAUAGUCGUUAUGUGAGGGACAUGGUUGAUGAUUUUGAAGGGAGACCUGAAGAGAUUGUGGAAAGUUUUGGAGCUGAAAGUGUAGAAUUAGAAAGAUUUAAGGCAAAGUUGGAUGAGCGGGCACGGAUAGAAGAGGAUCUUUUUACUCGUGCUCCUAUUACAAAGGCAGAGAAAAGGAAGGCAAAACACUUACUAAAGUCAAGAAAUGGGUUGCUUGAUUUGACUGAAAAUUUCUAUGAGGAAAUUAAAACUCUACCAUUGGAAGAGGGGAAUGAUGAGAUGUCGAGUUUCAGUAGUGCUAGAGGUGGAAGAAGCGGAAGAGGUGGAAGAAGUGGAAGAGGUGGAAUGAGGGGCCAUAAGAAGCGCAAGAUGAGGCAUUGAAGGACAAACUUAUGCAGCUUCAUAACUCCAUUUGCCUUGGUUUUGACGCACGAAUGAGCUUCGUACAAGAAUGAACUUUGGUGAUUAGAAUUAGUUUUAUUGUAUUUAUGCAAUAUGGUAUCAACAUAAUGUUUUUGACGAAUCCCUUUAAUUUUUAAAAUGUUUUUUAUGCUC